AUGGCAGGUCGUGAUCUCACGUCUAUCAUCAAUAACCUGAUUGCCCUUAACAAAUGGUCUGAUAUUGCCAUGGCAGAACGGCAUUACGCUACGCAUACCCUCGACGAACUGGAGACGGAAAUUGGAAAUGAGAUUGCCAAGGUGACAAUGGGUGAUACGCGGUAUAAAUGUUCGAUUUUCUUUACGCAAGACUCGGCACCUGUUUGCGAGAAGAUUUGCAUUGAUAUUGGUGUCCUUCGGGAUACACUGCUUCCAUUGGUGAUUAACUCGAUUCAGCAUACCCCGCAGGGAAAUGUGUCUGUUACCGCGUCGAUUCAAGCAGAUCGCAAGCAACUGAUUGUUGAUGUUGAAGAUACGGGUCGUGGUAUUCAUGUCAAUGAUCAACAGCGCAUCUUUGAGGCGUAUGAGAAGGUUGAUCCGCAUUCGGCGGGUGCUGGAUUGGGACUUACGCUUGCUUCGAAAUUUGCGUCACUUAUCCACGGCUCCGUUGAAUUGGUUUCUUCGGAGAUCGGUCGCGGUUCACAUUUUAGAGCUAUAUUCCGUGAAGUCGAGUGUGAUUUCUCGUCGCAACCGCCGCAGUCUCUAGCUGUGAAGUUCGAUAGCCUUCCCUCGCGGCUCUUCAAGUUCCCAGCCGUGUCUGGUUCUUCCUCACUGAGUGACUAUCUUGCAUCGUUCCUAAUUCGCAACGGCUUUACUCGCUCGGGAACAAUAGAGAACAGCCUGGUCAUUCUGGAAGCUGGACACGACAUGGAAGAGCACCGUGAAUCCCUCUCACAAAUUCCGUCCGACCAAGUCGCCAUCUGCCUCGUCCCAAUAUCAGAAGAGAAACACUUCCUCCAACAAACCGAGGAUAACAUCCUGUACAUCAACGGUCCAUUCUUAACGUCAACAUUCCACUCCGCUCUCAAAAAAGUACACGACUUCCUCAAGAGUACCUCCAAACCACCUUUACACGAACCAAAUGCACUCGAAAAACCCAUCGUCACGCCAAUAACGAUACAAAAAAACCCAAUUACAGACGAAAGCGCCGCACCAGUUUCAUCAACUAUCAUCACGAAUCAUAUCAGCACGAACACCACAAAUUCACUAACACAAGCAGACAUAUCGGUUCCUGUCGAGAUACAAAUACCCAGCACAUUACACCCACCGCUCCGGACCUCCCCACGACCAAUGACAUUGAUAGUAGACGAUAACGCUGUCAAUCUGCGCGUGAUGGAAACAUACUGCACGAAACGAGGUCUACCCUAUCUCUCCGCUAUGAACGGCCGCCAAGCUGUUGAAAUCUUUACUAAACAUCAAAAACAAUCAACCUCAUCCUCAAACUCAAACUCAGCCUCAGACGAAAUCACAGAUUCCUCCAUCCAACUAAUCUUCAUGGACCUCCAAAUGCCCGUAUGCGGCGGCAUCGAGGCCACACAACAAAUCCGGGCCCUUGAGAAAUCUAACAAUUGGCGAAAUGCCUUCUUGUUCGUUAUGACAGGCCAGGAUAGUUCGGCGGAUAGAAAUGCUGCGGAAGAGGCGGGGGCUGAUGAGUAUUUUGUUAAACCGGUUGUUAUUAAACAGUUGGAUCGGGUUGUUAGGCAGUAUUUUCCGGCUUUUGGGAGUGGGUAG
Molecule: messenger RNA, 1611 nt
Organism: Penicillium subrubescens
Lineage: Eukaryota; Fungi; Ascomycota; Eurotiomycetes; Eurotiales; Aspergillaceae
Product: ATP-binding response regulator
Exons: 1
Coding region: 1-1611 (536 amino acids)
Biological process (GO): phosphorelay signal transduction system; protein autophosphorylation
Molecular function (GO): phosphorelay sensor kinase activity; histidine phosphotransfer kinase activity
Source: RefSeq, a predicted model, not a curated record